Molecule: messenger RNA, 611 nt
Organism: Vicia villosa (hairy vetch)
Lineage: Eukaryota; Viridiplantae; Streptophyta; Magnoliopsida; Fabales; Fabaceae
Exons: 2
Coding region: 20-481 (153 amino acids)
Source: RefSeq, a predicted model, not a curated record
AUUUUAAUCACAUGAAAUCAUGUGGCAUUGCAAUUCUUGCUAUCUCUAUUCACCCACCUCCAUGGCUCUUUCAUUUGCUCACAAACCUCCUCUUCAUCUUCACUGUAACAAAACCCCUUUUCCUUUUCAAUCUCAAAUCAAACCUCCAUCAAAACCCAACAUAAAUUUCACACCAUUGCUCCAAUUCCCAUCUACUCAGUGUUGCUCUAGCUCCAACCACAAAACCAGCAGCGUCAACCUCAGAACUUGCAAGAACUGCAAAACCCAAUUUGACCCUUCCCUCAAUCACCCUCUUGCUUGUCGAUUUCAUACUGCCCAUUUUGGAGGAGAAACAAAGAGAAAGUUUGAGAGUGUCUAUGAAGGGGGCACCAUGGACACUCCUGGCUCUGGAAAAGUUCUUCAAUAUUGGCAUUGUUGUGGAUCUGAAGAUCCAUUUGAUCUCGGUUGCACCGCUUCUCCUCACUCCUCAUACGAUGACUGAUUUAGAUGCCAUGAAUCUGUGAUUCAUUUUCUCUGUUGAGGGUUCUUUUUGCUAAAUAUAGUUUCUGAACUCCUGUAAAAAAAUGAUUGAUUCAAUAGUUUAUGAGAAUAUGGCUUCUUCAUGCAUACAA